AUGGGUGGCAGAAGACAAGUAAGAAGUUGAUUGCUUUUUGUCAGAGUCUUUGAGAGAUGGAGGUGGUUUUGAGUGUCGGAGACAGGAGGAGAGGUCGUGAUGGCGGCGAUGGCGGCGAUGACGGAGAUGGCGCUGUUGUCUCUGUAUGGGCGAGCUAUAAGCAACGCGUGUCUGAGCGCAGCGCAGCGACAAAUAGCGCCGCCGCUGGCAAGAUUGGCGAGAGACUCAAGUGCGCGCCGUCAUCCUGGGUAAUGACGAGGAUGGACGGUCAGGAAUGGGAUCCCGAUUGUCGGGGCAGUCCGCCGGCGACCACGUCUUCCUUCCGCCCGUGUAAACUGCAGGCGGUGGGUUCAGGUGAGGGAGAAUGGCGGAGGGGGAGUAGGAGCGGUUGGAGUACGAGCAGGGGGGGGAGGGGGAGGAGGGGGAGGAGAAGCGGAGAAGCGAUAAGGGAGGGGUCGGCUAUGAUUGACAUGGUGUGUAGUACCAGCAGCGACAGCGGGGGUGUCGUAGAGGUGGCCAAGAAUGACGGCGAUGGCGUUGGAAAUCGCACGACCACGUGGAGGAGGAGGAAGAGGGUAGAUGGAGGACAAGGAGGAGAAGAGCAUGCGUUAGGAGCAGCAGGGGGAUUGGGAAGGAUUAGCGAGGGAGGAGGUAGAGGGAGGGAGAGGAAGAAGAGCGUUGAUGGGCGGGAAUUGCUCCGGAUUGGAGUGAUGUCGACGUGGCAGUUCAUGCAUUCUUGUCUGGACGGCUCUCGCAAAGCGGUGUGGGGACAUGUCCUCACCGAGCCGCGGAAGCAGCUAAUGAUGGGCUCCUUGGCGCCACGUGGCGCAUCCCCGUACUACAGCGCGCUGAUGAAACGCCUCCCGCUCUUGCAGAGAGCGGGAAUCGGCGCGCUUGCGGGGGGAUUCGCCGGCGGUCUCACGCACGCUACCCUCCAUCCCAUCGACACUGUGAAGACGAAGCUCCAGUGUCGCGGAUCGGGCGCCGUCUAUUCCGGUCCCGUUGACGUCAUCCGAAAAGUCCUGGAGAAGCAAGGCAUCCGAGGGCUGUACAGCGGUUUCCCGGCGGCGGUGGUGGGGUCGAUACCCUCCUCCGCGGUCUAUUUUGGCGCCUACGAGCUGGCCAAAGGCGUGGUGGGGAAGGUGGUCCCCACGCCCUCUCUCGUUCCCCCCCUGUCGGCGGCAUUGGGGAACAUCACCUCAUCGGCGAUCUUCGUGCCUAAAGAGGUAAUUAAGCAGCGAAUGCAGGCGGGAGCUUCUGGCGGGAUGCGUGCCAUCAUCCUCAGAACGUUGCAGACGGAAGGAUGGAAGGGGUUUUACGUGGGGUACUCGGCUACUCUCCUCCGUAAUCUGCCGGGCAAUAUGAUCCGCUUCAGCACGUUCGAGUACUUGAAGAGUGCUUUGAUUGCCUAUAAUCAACGGACGAGGGGCGUGGCUGACGUGGAGCAAUGGCAGACGGCCGUCGCGGGGGCGAUCGCAGGAAGUGUGGCCGUGUGUUUGACGAUGCCUCUAGACGUCUCCAAGACGAGGAUGAUUACACGUGUCAACGCCAGGCUGGCGAUGACAUCAGCGGCAGGAGCAGCAGCAUCCGAUCCCGGUGUUGUACGGAUUGGUCUUUUCUCCACAAUGAAACAGAUCUGGACGGAUGAAGGGGUGAGGGGUUUAUGGGCAGGAGUAGAGCCGAGACUUGUACACAGCGCGUGUUUCGGCGCCAUUGGAUUUUGGGCUUUCGAAAGUGCCAAGAAAGUUCUCUUGAAUCAUCAUCUGGAUAGACAAUCGCGAUCGCGAUCUCAAUCUCAAUCUCAAUCUCAAUCUCAAUCUCAAUCUCAAUACGACCAUGGCAUCGGCGGGGGCAACACGAGCAACCACAAUGCUGGAGACGAUCGAGGGAUGGAAGGUGUAAAGGAAGCCGUGUACACGGUAGAGGAGAACGAUACAGCUGGCGAGACAUUUGCCACGUGGAAUGAUGGUAUCCGUCAGAACGGGGCUGGUGCAGGUCCUGGUGUUGAUGAAUCCCUUCUCGCGAAGAGAAACAUGAACGAGGAUAGCGAAGAGGAGAGAGGGAGGGAUAGAGAAGAAUUAGACGCAACCUUAAGACGAGGAAGGACGAACGCUCCGCUAACUGGAACACGAUCGCGGGAAGGCAGUCGGAACUCGAAGGCUACGAUUGCUUGAGAGAGAGAGAGAGAGAGAGAGAGAGAGAGAGAGAGAGAGAGAGAGAGAGAGAGAGAGAGAGAGAGAGA
Messenger RNA from Chara braunii, 2242 nucleotides. The record is from the annotation of a GenBank genome assembly. Lineage: Eukaryota; Viridiplantae; Streptophyta; Charophyceae; Charales; Characeae.